AUGAUAUUAUCUGUUACUCUUUCAAAGUUCCCGACGGUUCUACUACUAGAUCUCAUAUACGAGGAUAUGAAGGCAUUGAGGAGAUCAUUCCAGGCGAAAUCGUUGAAUGUGAUGGUCAUCGGACGAGACCAAAUACAAUACGAAGUGAUGAAGGUGAAGCGAGAUUUAACUGCUUAUAGGCGCCUGAUGAAUCGAUUCGAUACGGCCAGCGUCCAGUUGCAGAUAGGAGUUUUGGCGAGUUAUAUAAUUUCUUAUCCGAGUGUUGUGACGCUUUUAUACUUUGGAUUUCGUAUCUUCUCAGUCAGUGAGGACACACUCAAAAUGUAUGAAGUGACAAUAAAUUUGGCGUUCCUACUGUUUUCUCUCUUCACAAUCCCUUUACAAACAGAUCUAAUUGUGAUGGAAUAUGAAAAAAUUUUGGAUAUUUCGGAAACUCAAAUAGCGACUUGCUUCGAUGAAACGUUGGCCAGGGAGAAACAACGAGUCCGCAAUUACAUGAAACUGCGGCCCUUCCAAUUCUACGUGUUUCGAGCCUGGGAGGUCAAUUUAGUUAUGCCCCUAAAAUUUAUCGCAUUCUGCGUCAGUCACCUCUUGGUGAUAAUACAAAUAAAACACAAGAAAGCUUAA
This is a messenger RNA of Leptosia nina, 627 nucleotides long. NCBI's taxonomy places the organism in Eukaryota, Metazoa, Arthropoda, Insecta, Lepidoptera, Pieridae. The record is from the annotation of a GenBank genome assembly.